Molecule: messenger RNA, 714 nt
Organism: Bursaphelenchus xylophilus (pine wood nematode)
Lineage: Eukaryota; Metazoa; Nematoda; Chromadorea; Rhabditida; Aphelenchoididae
Source: the annotation of a GenBank genome assembly
AUGAGUGCUCAAUCCGAUGCUUUGAUCGAAAUAGAGAAGGCAUACUUAAUCGUCUUCCACUUUACCCAGUACAUCGAUCCAGUGUCCAAAAUGGUGCUGCCUUGGCCGAGCGUGUAUCAGGCCGCCUUGGCAUACUGGGGGUCGUACCCUGGUCCUGUCGCCGAGGAGGUCAUUGGAUUCCUCGACUUUGCUGACCAAGCCAUCGAGGAGUGUUCGCACUCAGGAUUUGUUUCCCUUAUGACUCAUCCUUGUAAUAAUAGACUCCGUAAAGUCCCGAUUCGGCGACUCUACGAGUCAUUUGCUGGCUCUUCCGACGGUCGCCAGCAGCAACUCGCCGCGGAAUACGAAGAGUACAAUAGGGAGAUGGCUACCCCUUCGUCACGUACAUCGGUUCAUCCCCACAUCCUAUGCCAUAACCGUCCCGACCCCCGGUCGUCAACCACUAAUUCCUUUACUCGUCAACGGGAUUUUUGUCGAAACCAAAAUCGACACCGGCGCGUCCAUUUCAUAUCUACCAGAGUCGACGGCAAAAAGAUUGAGCCUGGUACCAAAAUCGACGUCUACAUGUUGUCAGUUCGAAAUCGCUUGGCGACAAACCAACUGGAGAGAAUCAGCCCAACAGCCCCAAAAUACCAACUUUUUAACGAUGUUCUGUGCAUCGAAUUCCAGAAAAAACCAGGAAAAUUUGGCGCCGGUGUGACGCGUUUCGCGUGA